AAAAACCCAUUUUUCGGUGAGGAAGAGAGGAUUUUUUGAGUUGACAAUUUCUACAGAUUCAGAUUCAGAUUCAUGAAGCUACCCAAUCUCUCGGGAGUCCUUUUGUAAUUUUCAAUUAUAAAAGCAUUACAAUCCGUCGAUCAUUUCUAAACCCCAAAACAAUCAAAUACGAUUUUCAUUCACGGAAUCUCCGCUAUGGCUGAGGAAAUUACCAGGGAACACGCUUCCUCUUCUUCUCGACUUGACGGCCGGGUGGCAAUCGUAACCGGUGCCUCACGUGGCAUUGGCCGUGCCAUCGCCAUCCACCUCCACUCCCUUGGUGCAAGGGUUGUGCUCAAUUAUGCUUCAAGCUCGACAAAAGCAGAUCUUCUAGCGUCUGAGCUCAACGCCUCGGCUACCCUUUCUGAGCCUCAAGCAAUUGCAGUUCGAGCAGACGUUUCAGACCCAGAUCAGGUGAAGCUGCUCUUCGAUAGGGCCGAACAAGAAUUUGGGUCUAUCCACAUCCUUGUAAACUCUGCUGGGGUGCUUGAUCCUAAGUACCCAACUUUGGCCAAGACAAGUGUGGAGGAUUGGGAUAUGACAUUUAACAUCAACACCAAAGGUGCAUUCCUCUGCUGUAAAGAGGCCGCUAAUCGGUUGAAACGUGGAGGCAAUGGAAGAAUCAUCAUGAUAUCAACCUCGGUUGUUGGAUCUCUUCUACCAGGGUACGCAGCUUAUGCAGCCUCCAAGGCAGCCGUAGAGACAAUGACAAAGAUAGUGGCCAAGGAGCUCAAGGGUACGGGAGUGACUGCCAACGCUGUUGCACCGGGGCCUGUGGCAACUGAGUUGUUCUUUGAGGGUAAAUCCGAGGAAACGAUUAAGAUGAUUGCGGAUGCCUGCCCUCUAGGCCGACUUGGGGAGCCCAAGGAUGUGACUCACCUCGUGGGUUUCUUAGCCAGUGAUGCUGGGGAGUGGAUUAAUGGGCAGGUCAUUAGGGUGAAUGGUGGAUUUGUUGUUUGAAAGUUGAUACAUCUCUGAUCUCCACCCUCCACACGCCUUUUCUACUCCUGCUCUGUUCUGCCUUUUCUUUUCCCUCUCAUUUCAUUUCUCUUCUCGUGUCUGCUAGCUCUUUGUCUCACCAGAAAGCUAUUACUGAAUUUGUGUGUUCAUUUUCUAUU
Corylus avellana is the source of this 1157-nucleotide messenger RNA. Its product is annotated as NADPH-dependent aldehyde reductase-like protein, chloroplastic. The record is from RefSeq and is a predicted model, not a curated record. NCBI's taxonomy places the organism in Eukaryota, Viridiplantae, Streptophyta, Magnoliopsida, Fagales, Betulaceae.